Messenger RNA from Suillus clintonianus, 1227 nucleotides. RefSeq lists its product as uncharacterized. NCBI's taxonomy places the organism in Eukaryota, Fungi, Basidiomycota, Agaricomycetes, Boletales, Suillaceae. The transcript is spliced from 6 exons. The coding region runs from base 309 to 962 and encodes 217 amino acids. The record is from RefSeq and is a predicted model, not a curated record.
AGAGACAGGCAACCGCACCUCAACAGGUGGUUUCAACUCCUGCUGCGGACAAGGCGGUUGUCUGUCCUAGUGAUGGGUGUGACGAUAUUGUGUCCCAAAAUCCCUCAGGAGUGGUCAUCGUGAAGUCCGCAGCAUACCAACGCUGCUUGAAUCUGCCGGGCGGCGAAUUCAGCCGACAGACGCUCAAGCUAGAAUUGGAACUCUGCAUCGCCAUCAAGAAUGACCUGAAACGUGAACAACACCUUCAAUCUGCACGCGCUAAUGGGUGGUUAACGAAGAUCAACUUCUUUGCUGUUUAUGAUUCCGCUAUGAAGCUCAAACCCGAUCUUGAACGACUCAUCAUUGAUAAAGAAGCAAAGGAGCGUUGUGUCAUUUACAAGGCACUUCUGAUAGAUCUUGCCGAACAAGGCUAUGGAGUCGAGGUUGAUAAACGACUGUCUUUUCUUGCACGGUUGAAAAUAUUCGAGCUCGGACCAAUUUUCAAGAAGGCGCGGCCGGGAUACUACGGUCCGAAGGGCAGUAUAAUCUUUCGUACAACCAUCAACAAGCUGUUUGACCCGGUGCGGAAGGCCAUCCCCACUGACACUUUUGCUCCACUCUCCUUUGAACAAUACACUUAUUUUGUUCUCAUUCCUUUCAUGGCCACCCGACUUAUCGCUGACGAUCGAGGGUUCACUGGCGAUCAGCAGCAGUGCACGCUUGAACAGGCCUUCGACAUUAUGGUUGCCACUGGCGAUGUUGGUGAGACGCUGCAGGCCAUCGAUGAGGAAGGAAAGGACGAGGGGUUUGAUAAUGUUCUCAUGAAGAUCACGCUCAACAAAGUGACCAAGUUAGACUAUCUCCCAGCGGCGUCCCCUCAGCGAGAGAAAGGCCGAAAGCCGACAGCUCGUCAACGUAGUUCAAAGCAGUCUAAUGAGUCUGCAUGUCGGCGAAGUGCUCGUCUCGCUUUGUCCCAACGUUAACGGGUUUUAUGGCGUCAAAUUUUCGGUUCAAACAGACCUCUGCAGAGUCCGUGCCCCCCUCUACUGGUGGCUUACAGUGCAACUGUCUCCCACUCUAUUGUGCGAUGUUUUCACGUCCUCCUGCCAUUCUGCGGUCCCAAUAUCUUGGCCUCCUUGCUAGCCUGUGCCUUUAAAAUGUUACUGGUGUCCCUUUGCUAUGCUAGACGGCGUGCUUAUUUUUAUUAUAAGUCCAUUAACUAAUGUAAUUCUGUGUUUUCCUUCAUUA